AUGUUUCCAUUCGCUCCCCUUAUGAAAAGUAUGGUUAUCUGGCUCUUAUUUACCGCUUUUGCCGUAUCAAAUGUUCAGGGCCAAUCAACUGUAACAACACGCAUCUCAUGUCCCAGUUCACAAGCAUUGUGUGGCGGAACGGUUUGUUAUGAUACCACUACGCAAUAUUGCACUGAAUCCGGUACAGUUAUUCAAUGUAUUGCGGCCUGUGGAAAUCAAUGUUAUAAUUCCAAUACACAGCAAUGUAUGAAUGGAACAGUAUGUAGCCUAACUCAACGAUUCUGUUUCGUUAAAUAUGAUUACUGGUACGGAAAUCCGUAUAAUCCACCAUAUUAUCAAUGUUAUGAUCCCACAUAUGAAGCAUGUUUCAACAACACCGUUUGCUCAUAUCCAUCUCGAUCAUGUAAUCAACGAUGUCUUAGAUACAACGAAGUAUGUCUGAAUAAUGUGACGGUUUGCAAUGCUAGUAAUGGGUAUUGGUAUUAUCAAGCUGAUCAAAUUAAAUUAUGUAAUGGCACAUGUUAUGAUUCUGCGAUCCAACAAUGUGUUAAUAUAUACAAUGUAUCAAACUUUUCCUUGGAUUCUUCAACACCAACAGCGAUGACAACCACAGGAAGGACACAAAUGACAACAGGAGCAUCUAACACAUCAAAUUGCUGUUUAGUUGAAGAAUGUACAAACGAUGCCGAUUGUUGUGUUUCUGGUGUUGAGUGUCAGUGUUUUCGACGUAACAACGAUGAGUACGGUGCGUGUUUGAAUCCCUAUGUAGAGCCGGUCUGUGCGAAGGGAUGUCCUACCGAAGAACCAUGCAGAAAUGAUACGGACUGUUGCAAAUGCCAGUGUGCCCAAAUAACUGUUACUGAUACUGAUGGAAGUCGUGUUACAAAAACUCAGUGUAUACGACGUUAG
This is a messenger RNA of Rotaria sp. Silwood2, 909 nucleotides long. Lineage: Eukaryota; Metazoa; Rotifera; Eurotatoria; Philodinida; Philodinidae. The record is from the annotation of a GenBank genome assembly.